AUGGGCAGGAAGGUGUACGUGGUAGGAGUUGGUGUUACAAAGUUUGCCAAGCCGGGCACCAUCGGAGACUAUCCGGAAUUUGGCAAGCAAGCGGUGGUAGAGGCGCUGCGAGAUGCCGGCGUGGAGUACGAGGCGGUGCAGCAGGCGGUGUGUGCGUACGUCGCCGGCGACUCCACCAGCGGCCAGCGGGUCCUCUACCAGGUCGGAAUGACGGGCGUGCCCAUCUACAACAUCAACAACAGCGGAGCUACCGGUGGCAGCGCUCUCUUCCUCGCCAAACAGCUCGUGGAGGGAGGUAUCAUUGAUGUAGCACUAGUUCUGGGCUUUGAGAAAAUGAAUCCUGGAGCACUGAAAGUCUCUGUCUUUGAUGAUAGAGCUUCCUCUUUUGAUAUACACAUGGAAAAAAUUAUAGAUUUAGUAAAGAAUAAAGUACCCCGUGUACCAAUGGCGGCGCUUAUUUUUGGUAAUUCUGGAAUAGAACACAUGAAAAAGUAUGGAACUACCGAAGUACAUUUUGCCAAAAUAGCGGCCAAAAAUCAUAGUCAUGCAUUGAAAAACCCGAAAGCCUUCAAUACAAAAGCGUAUACAGUUAAAGACAUACUGAAUUCUAAAAAAAUUCAUGGGCCACUUACAAAACUGCAGUGUUGUCCUACGAACGACGGCGCAUCAGCAGCCGUCCUCAUGUCGGAGGCUGCGGUGGCACGUUACGGGCUCCAACACAAAGCGGUUGAAAUCGUUGGCAUAGAGAUGGCGACGGAUACACCAAACGUAUUUCAAGAGCCGAGUUUUAUGAGAAUAGCCGGUUCGGAUAUGACUCGUCUAGCGGCGACGCGGCUCUACACUAAGACCGGAAUUAGUCCAAAGCAGAUAGACGUGGUCGAACUCCACGACUGCUUCUCUUGUAACGAGCUCGUCACCUACGAGGACCUGCAGCUGUGCGGGCAGGGCGAAGGCGGUAAAUUCGUGGAUGCUGGCGCGAACACUUACGGCGGACAAGUGGUUGUGAACCCGAGCGGGGGUCUGAUCGGUAAAGGACACCCGCUGGCCGCCACCGGCGUGGCGCAGUGCGCCGAGCUGUGUUGGCAGCUGCGCGGGGAAGCCGGCGCCAGACAAGUGCCGAAUGCGCGUCUCGGUCUGCAGCACAACCUGGGACUGGGCGGCGCUGCUGUCGUGGCACUGUACCGUAGGGGGUUCACCGACCACACUUCACACUCCAAACUUUAAAACAUCAAUUUGUAAAGUGCUAAUUAAAUAUUUUCUCUCUAUCAUUAAUUAUUA
This is a messenger RNA of Achroia grisella, 1278 nucleotides long. RefSeq names its product sterol carrier protein 2-like. The coding region runs from base 1 to 1224 and encodes 407 amino acids. Gene Ontology annotation, molecular function: acyltransferase activity, transferring groups other than amino-acyl groups. The transcript is spliced from 2 exons. The record is from RefSeq and is a predicted model, not a curated record. Lineage: Eukaryota; Metazoa; Arthropoda; Insecta; Lepidoptera; Pyralidae.